Messenger RNA from Puntigrus tetrazona (Sumatra barb), 2163 nucleotides. RefSeq names its product ripply transcriptional repressor 3 (gene ripply3). NCBI's taxonomy places the organism in Eukaryota, Metazoa, Chordata, Actinopteri, Cypriniformes, Cyprinidae. The coding region runs from base 1010 to 1306 and encodes 98 amino acids. The record is from RefSeq and is a predicted model, not a curated record. Gene Ontology annotation, biological process: embryonic pattern specification; negative regulation of transcription by RNA polymerase II. Gene Ontology annotation, cellular component: nucleus. The transcript is spliced from 4 exons.
AACACUGAUGCAUCGUUCAUAUCAUGUUUGUUCAUGUAACACUGUUAUUAGUUUGACGUCAUUAUAAUUGUUUUAAAUGUUAUUAAGUGUCUCGGAGAACAUUUAAAAGUAGCAUUCUUAUGUUCACUAAAUAAUAUGUUGAAUAUUUCCUUUUUUUGAGCAGUGGAUGUUUAAAGAACACUAACACUAUAUAAUAAUAUUUUUAUAACAUAAUGUGAGCGUAAACAAAAGGUCUUAUAAUGUAUUUUAUUAGCACAAUUAUAUUCAAACUAAUGCUGAGAAACCCUUUUAAUAUUACACUGAAGAUCUCUCCUCAAGACGCCAUUUAUCUUAUUAUUCUGUAUGUAUUGUUUAAUACGGCGGCAGAAGCAAACACUGCGACAAAGUUUUUACAUUUAAAGACUAAAAAGUAGAAACCCAACCAAUUCAAGAGAUUUGUUCAAGUGUGUAGGUUUGAUUUUGUCUUUGAUGGAGAUUCAACAGCAGAGUCUCUUAUACAUUUUACAAUUCAACAUCAGUAUGCUGCAAAACUCUUUAAAACAGGUGUUAACCUGAAGGAAUAUUCUGCAUUACAUUUUUAUUUUCCAUCUCAAUUUAAAAUCAUGCGGGUUGCAGCUUGACAAUGUCCUGGCAGAAAAUGUUAUAUAUUUUAACUGACCAGCAGCUGUACAAACUACAAGGAGUUAUCAUUUACAUUUACAUUUACAUUUAGUCAUUUUGCAGACGCUUUUAUCCAAAGCGACUUACAAUUGAGAGUUUAUCACAAAUAAACAAGUAUUAAUUGAAGAGGGAAAUGCCUUCAGUCAUUCGAGUUACAGUUACAUAAUCGCUAAAUUUGUUGCUAGGGGGCAUGUUGAAGAAAAAGUUGCUAAGCUCGGUCUAAAGAGUUGCUAAAGCUAGAAACAAAGUCGCUAAGCCUGAAACACCGCGUCGUCGGUGCGCGAGCGCGUGCGCGUGCGCGCCCCCACUCAUCAGCGCACGCGAGCGCGCGCGCGCUCUCAGUGUAAGGAUGCUGCCGCUGAGGUCAGACGCGGGUCCGAGGCUCGGCCGUCCGGUGAUCUGGAGACCCUGGGACCUUCCUCCCGCGGAGACGAGACUCAAAGUGCUUUCAGGAGCUUCGAGGCGGGUUCAGAAGUCUGAAGAUGUUUUCCAUCAUCCUGUGAGGCUGUUUCUGCCCAGAUCCAGGAUGCUGGAGUAUCUGUCUCAUCUGGGCCGGACGGUUCUGGACAGUUUCCCCGUCCAGGCCACGCUGCACUUCUACAACGAUGAAGACUCCAGCUCUGAGGAGGAGGAUGAAGCUCGGUAACCUCUUCAGACUAUAACAUGAACUGAGAGCCACGCGCCGCCGCCAGGACACGUGUUUGAGGAAGCUCUGAGACGGGUCACGACAUCAAACACACCUUUGAUCUGAGGAUGACCUUUCACCUGGGAGCGGCCUUAAAGAGACAGUUCCUCAACGGUUUCUUCUGUGCAAGAUAAUCUGAAGACUGUAACCCAACAGGUGACGGUACCCAUUCACUUCCUUUACAUUUAGUCCUUUAGCGGGUGUUUUUAUCUAAAGCAACACAACUGAGCAAAAUAGAAGUGAAGUACAGGCCUGGUUUCACAGACAAGGCUUAGACUAAGCCAGGAUUAGGCCACAGAUGAAUAAAAACAUUUAAAUAAUUUUUCGAGAGCACUGACAUUUUUUAAGAUCAAUCAGUGCAAGUUUAUUUCACUUGAAACAGCUCAGACUUACCUUUUAGUCGAGAACUAAAACGAGCCUCGUCUGUAAAAUCAGGGGAUAGUGUGUGUUUUUAAUUAUAUAAUAAGUAAAAUAAUAAAAUUGUGUUAAAUGCCUUUUUUUGUUUUUUGUUAAUAAAGAGAAAACAGGUUGAAUGUGAAGCUAGUGUUUGUUUUUAAACAAGCACUUAUAAAACAGAGUGCAAGCCUAAGUGUUUUUUUUAUUUUUAUUUUGUUAACUUCCAUAUUAUUUUAAUGGGGAGUAAUCGCUGUUCGGUCAUCAGUUUUUAUCAACAUUUCUUUCUGUACGAGCAAGAAACCCACGCAAGUCAAGAUCAGCUUGAGCGAGAAUGAUUGAUGAUUUUUAUUUUUGAGUGAACCGUUCCUUCAAGUGUUUCAGUUGAACGUAUGAUGUACAAAUAAAAACAAUAUUGCUCAAAA